This is a messenger RNA of Cicer arietinum (chickpea), 3533 nucleotides long. Its product is annotated as glutamate receptor 3.6-like. Gene Ontology annotation, molecular function: ligand-gated monoatomic ion channel activity; G protein-coupled receptor activity. The record is from RefSeq and is a predicted model, not a curated record. Gene Ontology annotation, cellular component: membrane. Gene Ontology annotation, biological process: G protein-coupled receptor signaling pathway. NCBI's taxonomy places the organism in Eukaryota, Viridiplantae, Streptophyta, Magnoliopsida, Fabales, Fabaceae.
CGACAAUAAAUUCCAAAGUGAAAUUCUCCAAGUGGGUACCCUUCAUUUUCAUACAUAUUUCCCAUACCAUUUCAAUUCCUUUUGCUAAGAUCUACCCUUUUGUUUGAAUCAACUUUCUCUCCAGUUUUUCUUAAUCUUCAGGUUUCCAUAAAUUAUAUCCCAAUCAUUCAACACUGCUUAUUUUGCCUCCCUCUGGUUAAAGUUUAUUCUUUUUUCAUCUGGGUACAUGUAAAGUUCUUUCUUUUAAUGCUCAAAUUGAACACAACAUCAAGUUUUCUUCACCAUGUUGCUGCCAAAUAUUGGUUUCAGCUAACCAAACUUGAGCAGGGUGAUUGUUACUAGAUUUAUCAAUAGGAAAUUGCAAUCAUGAUCAGAGUUUGGCUUGUGAUGUUGAUGGUUCUCUCCAAUUUGUUGUUCUCUUCAAGUGGUGUUGGUUUGGAUAAUUCCACAGUACCUCCUGCAUUUGUAAAUAUUGGGGUUCUUUACUCUUUCAAUACCAGUGUUGGUAGAAUAGUGAAAAUUGCUGUAGAAGCUGCAGUUAAAGAUAUAAAUUCUGAUCCUUCUAUUCUUGGUAAAACUAAGUUGAAGCUCUCACUACAGGAAGAUUCGAAAUACCGAGGCUUUUUGAGCAUCGCCGAGGCUUUGCAGCUUAUGGCAACGCGCACUGUGGCUAUUAUCGGUCCGCAGACUUCGACAACAGCUCAUGUCAUAUCUCAUAUAGCAAAUGAGCUCCACGUACCUCUGCUAUCAUUUUCAGCGACGGAUCCUACUCUUUCUUCGCUUCAAUUCCCAUUCUUUAUUAGAACUGCUUUCAGUGACAUUUUUCAAAUGACUGCUAUAGCAGACAUUGUUAACCACUAUGGUUGGAGAGAGGUUAUUGCAGUCUACGGCGAUGACGACCAUGGGAGGAAUGGCAUAGGUGCGUUAGGGGAUAAGCUAGCUGAGAGACAUUGCAAGAUUUUGUUUAAAGCACCGAUGACUCCUGAGGCAAAUAGGGAGGAGAUUACCGAUGUGCUUGUUCAGGUGGCGUUGGCAGAAUCUCGGGUUAUAGUUCUUCACACAAGUACUGCUUGGGGUCCAAAAGUGUUGAGUGUGGCAAAGUCUCUUGGAAUGAUGCAAAAUGGUUAUGUCUGGAUUGCUACUAAUUUUCUAUCGUCUUUUCUGGACAUCGAUAGUCCACUUUCGUCAGAUGAAAUGGAUAACAUUCAAGGAGUUAUUACAUUAAGAAUGUACAUACCGGAUUCGAAGCUCAAAAGAUCGUUCGUUUCUAGGUGGGCAAAUUUGACUAGUGGAAAGACUGCAAAUGGUCCUCUUGGUCUUAGUACUUAUGGUAUAUUUGCGUAUGAUACUGUUUAUGUGCUUGCGCGUGCCCUUGAUACAUUUCUGAAACAAGGGAACCAAAUUACAUUUUCGCACGAUCCAAAGUUAACUGAACUACACGGAGACAGCAUGCAUCUUGAUGCUGUGAAAAUCUUCAAUGAAGGAAAUCUUUUGUGUAAAAGUAUUUAUGAGGUUAACAUGACUGGUGUAACAGGUCCAUUCAGGUAUACACAUGAUGGAAACCUUGCUAAUCCAGCAUAUGAAAUCAUCAAUGUGAUUGGAACCGGGACUCGGAGGAUUGGUUAUUGGUCUAAUUACUCUGGAUUAUCGGUUGUUCCUCCAGAAGAACUUUACUCAAAACUGCCUAAUCGUUCGAGCGAAAAUCAAAAGCUACUCACUGUGUUUUGGCCAGGAGAAACAACCCAGAGACCUCGAGGUUGGGUUUUUCCAAACAAUGGAAAGCUCUUAAAAAUUGGAGUACCGAAAAGGUUUAGUUACCGCGAAUUUAUUUCCCAGGUACAAUCUACUGACACGUUCAAGGGAUUCUGCAUUGAUGUAUUUCUUUCUGCGGUAAACCUGUUGCCCUAUGCGGUCCCCUAUAAGUUUGUUCCAUAUGGUGAUGGUCGAAACAAUCCUAGUAACACCGAGCUUGUGCGUCUGAUCACGGCCGGCGUCUUUGAUGCUGCAGUAGGUGACAUUACAAUUACUACAGAAAGAACAAAGAUGGUAGAUUUUACUCAGCCAUAUAUUGAGUCUGGUUUAGUGGUAGUAGCAUCAGUUAAGAAGACAGAUUCCAAUGCUUGGGCAUUUCUGACACCAUUUACACCAAUGAUGUGGACUGUAACAGCUAUCUUUUUCCUACUAGUUGGUGCAGUAGUUUGGAUUCUAGAACAUAGAAUGAAUGAUGAUUUUAGAGGACCACCUAAAAAACAAUUAGCCACAAUUUUGUGGUUUAGUUUUUCAACUAUGUUCUUCGCUCACAGGGAAAAUACAGUGAGCACUCUUGGUCGAUUUGUGCUGCUUAUAUGGCUAUUUGUAGUUCUAAUAGUUAACUCGAGUUACACAGCAAGCCUGACUUCAAUUCUCACAGUGCAACAACUUUCUUCACCUAUUAAAGGCAUUGAAAGUUUAGUAAAUAGCAAAGAGCCUAUCGGUUACUUGCAGGGUUCUUUUGCCCGGUCUUAUUUGAUCGACGAAAUCGGUAUUCAUGAAUCCAGACUAGUUCCUCUAAAAACACCUGAAGAAACUAUGGAAGCACUGGAGAAAGGUCCCAAAAAGGGUGGUGUUGCUGCGUAUGUUGACGAGCGUGCUUACAUAGAGCUCUUCCUUUCAAGCCGGUGUGAAUUCACUAUUGUAGGUCAAGAGUUUACAAGAAAUGGUUGGGGAUUUGCCUUUCCACCAGACUCGCCAUUAGCAGUUGACCUGUCAACUGCCAUAUUGGAGUUGGCAGAAAAUGGAGAUUUACAAAGGAUCCAUGACAAAUGGCUUUUGAGCAGUGCUUGUCUGUCACAAGGGGCAAAGCUUGAAGUAGACAGACUCAAUCUCAAAAGCUUUUGGGGCCUCUAUCUAGUUUGUGGUUUGGCAUGUUUACUUGCUCUCCUGAUAUAUCUUAUUCAGACCUUGAGGCAGUACAAGAAGCACGGUCCGGAGGAACUUGAGUCUCCUGGCCAAGGCUUGGGAUCUUCGCGCCUGCGGACUUUUAUUUCAUUUGUAGAUGAAAAAGAAGAUAUAGUUAAGAGUCGCUCCAAGAGAAGGCAGAUGGAGAGGAUAUCAUAUAGAAGCACAAGUGAGGUUGGAUCAACCAUCAUCUCCAAUAAAGAUUUAUCGCCGUCAUCGGUGAACAGAAUUGAUUCUGUUAAUGAAGUCUGACCAACUGUUGCCGAUUUCCCUAACGAUUUUGAAUCCACUGCAGUAAAAUCUACAUUUACUAUUGCUGCUGCUGGGUUCCUACCACAUUUUUCGUUUCCAGAAAAUAUAUUUGUAGGAUAUACCAACUUGUGUCUGACUGUAAUGUAUGGAUGUAGAAUUAUUCCUACUUGUGGUUUCUGUAGUAUAUAUAUUUAGAACAAAGUCAUAUCAUUAUUAUUUAAAAUGUAGCAGACUAAUUGGUGGCUCCAUCUCUUUGAUUGUAGCAUAACAACUGAUUUUUACUCAAUGUAGUACAGUACUAGAGUGUUAGGUCUCUGAUAUAAAUAUUUGAUAUUAUAAUGUAA